Acytostelium subglobosum LB1 is the source of this 885-nucleotide messenger RNA. RefSeq lists its product as hypothetical. Lineage: Eukaryota; Evosea; Eumycetozoa; Acytosteliales; Acytosteliaceae. The record is from RefSeq and is a predicted model, not a curated record. Bases 1 to 885 code for a protein of 294 amino acids. Gene Ontology annotation, molecular function: oxidoreductase activity. The transcript has 3 exons.
AUGUUGAACGAUUACUUUGCAUCUCACACUGAGGCGAAGUUUGGUCUGAUAGUUGCUGUCGUUGCUGCCAUUAUAGGCUUGAAGUUCUGGGCAGAGAGACAGAGCUCACCAUCCCAACCAUCAAGCGGUGAUGAGAAAGACGAUGAUACUCCAAAAGUUGCACUGGACUCAAAGGAAUUCAGGAAAUUCCCAUUGAAGGAGAAGUUCAUUGUCAAUCAUAAUACACGUAUCUUUAGGUUUGGACUACCAAACCCAACUGAUCGUCUGGGUUUGCCAACGGGACAGCAUAUCUCGGUGCGCGCAGUGGUCAAUGGCAAGGAAGCCUUCCGUCCAUACACACCAAUCUCCUCGGACGAGGACCUGGGCCACUUUGACCUGUUGAUCAAGGUCUACGAGAAGGGCGUCCUCUCUGGACACAUUGACAAGAUGUUCAUUGGCGAUAUGAUCGACGUUCGUGGACCCAAGGGCAUGUUCAACUACUUCCCCAACAUGUUCAAGAGCAUUGGAAUGCUCGCUGGUGGCACUGGAAUCACACCAAUGUACCAAGUGAUCAAGGCCAUCCUUCGCAACCCCGAGGACACCACUCAGAUCAGUCUCAUCUUUGGAAACAUCACCGAAGAAGACAUCCUCCUCGGUCGCGAAUUGAAUGAGUUGGCUACAGCUCAUCCAGACCAACUCAAGAUCUACCAUGUGUUGAAUAAUCCAUCAAAGGGAUGGACUCAAGGAUCUGGAUUCAUCACUCAAGAUAUGAUUAGGGAGCGUCUGCCUGCUCCAGCUGGAGCCGACACCAAGAUUCUGUUGUGUGGACCACCAGUCAUGAUCAAAGUUAUGAAGGCACACCUUUCACAGAUGAACUACGAAGAGUCUUCUGUCUUUUCAUUCUAA